CGACGAGGCGCUUACCGGCUGCUCACUGCGACUCGGGCACUCGCCGUCGUCGCAACACAACGCGCUGUCCUCCACGCCGGCCGCUCGCGCACGAUCAGCUGUCCGACCACAAUACGCCGACACCGGCCGCGACGCGAGCUGUCAAUAAGCCGCAGUGCGGUGUAACAUGGAGCUUCUGUGCGCGGAGCGCGUGAGUCCCGAUAGCGGCGAUGUGGGCCGGGCGCCGCCGGCGGUGCGGGCCCACCGGGCCGCCGCGCCAGACCCGGUGCUGCUGCGGCGCCGCGUGCUCGACAACCUGCUGCGCACCGAGGAGCGCUACGCCGUCACCGCCAACUACUUUGGCACCGUGCAGACCGAGGUCACGCCGCACAUGCGCCGCCUCGUCGCCGAGUGGAUGCUAGAGGUGUGUGAAGACCAGGGAUGCCAGGAGGAAGUGUUUCCACUGGCGAUAUCUUACUUGGAUCGGUUCCUGAGCACGUGCGCAGUAAGCAAGAGCCAAGUCCAGUUGUUGGGCACAGCGUGCCUACUGCUGGCGUCCAAGCUGCGCGAGCCUGGCUCCCGCGCACUGCCUGCUGAGUUGCUCGUCUUCUACACUGCCAACAGCAUCACACUGGCGGACUUGUGUAGUUGGGAAUUGCUGGUGCUGUCGAAGCUAAAGUGGGACGUCGCGGGAGUGACAGCUCACGACUUCUUGCCGCUGCUGCUCUCCCGGCUUCCACUGCGGGGUCUCGUCAACACCGAAAUGGUGCACAGGCACGCGCAAACUUUCAUCUCGCUAGCUGCUAGAGACUACGAGUUCACGCUGUACUCUGCAAGCACACUGGCGUCGUGCAGCAUCGCGGCGGCAUUGCGCGGCCUCGGCCUCGACGGCCAUCUGCCGCGGCUGCAUGAACUCACGCGCAUUGAUUUGGACUGUCUUCAAACAUGCCUAGAGCAGAUAGAGGAGAUGGUGCAGCACAUGAUCGAGGAGGGCAGCUCCGGGACCCCAAACGGGCAGGCGCGCGAGGCCGCGGCCUGGACGCCGCCGCCGACGCAGGACAAGAGCCACAGUAACGCCGCCACGCCCACCGACGUGCGCGACGUGCACUUCUGAACUAGCUCCGUGUCCACCGCCACGUCCCGCGCCUCACGGACGAUUGCUUUAAUUACGGUGCAUUAGUACGAAAAUACUUUAAACUAUCAUGUUCAAGAUGCCCGUGAUCAAGGACUGAACCCAAGACUGACAAUCGUAUGUCUCUAACGUAGGUAAUUUUGUACGUAUCUUACUAAUCGCAACUUGCGCAUACAUAAUAAAUAAGUGUAAGCCCUGCGUGCUACUUGUAAUUUGCCUCUAGUCUGUGCGUUCACUAAAAUUGUUUUGCAUUGAACGAGUUUACUAUAGAUAGAACUCUUUCAGGUCGUCUAGUUUAUACGGUUCUUGAAAUUACAAUCUACCUCUUAAUAAGUUAAGCUUCAAUUUCACCUGCCGAGUGCUCUAAUAAAUCUGUAAUAGUUUGCCAAUAAAAUAGCUGUUACAAAUAGUCAUUAUCUUGUUACAUGUUCGUAUGGGACCAAAGUUAGCUUCACAUUUUUCUUAUUUUAUAACAUAAACUGACUCAAUCCUUCAGUUACUCUGUAAUUAAAUAAAGUAGUUGUAUCUAGUAGCGUUUGUAAGUAAGAUAUAUUUAUCAGCUGAUUCAAUCACUGUUAGUGGAAGUAAGUCGAGGUACAAUACCUUAAACCUUUACUUAUUCAAUCAUUUUACAAGUUCAAAUUUUUAUCAGGCAAUAAUGUUUUGGUUUGCAAAAUUUUUUCAGAAAUAGAAUGUCAUCGGAUGUAUGUUAUUGUAUCGGGGGAAGGCAAUAAGUUACGCUUGUGUAUUGUAAAAACUAAUUAUACGUACAUUUCAUAUUAUAUUUAUAACACAGUAUGGAGUCAGUAACUUUGUAUAAAAUUAGCCGUGCAACUGCAAUUAAUAUUUACAUAAUUAUUAGAAUAGGUAAUAGAUGUAGACAAGGGGCUGUAUAUUUUUGUUUCGAUAGUGCACUUUGAACUUAUGUAUGUAAGCAAAUUGAUUUAUUACCUUUGUUCCUUACAUAUUAGUUGAUAAAAUAUUGUGAUAAGUGUUAUAAAUUUUAAUUUAAUUUCGUAUCGUAGUCACUUCCAGUCAUAAUAUGUUAACUUAGAAGUACUAUGCGAGACCAUUUCGGAUUGUUGCUAAACGAAAAUGUAAAAGAAAAACAAUGUGAUCCAUGCUUAAGGUUUUAGGUUAGCACUUAGUUAUUAAAUCACACGAUCGAUCGUUCCUAUGUUUGAACCAUCAGAACUAAACAUACACGCAAUAGUCAUCAAGUUCCACUAUUUUGUACUUAAUGUUUCGACUAGACUAAUUAAGUAUCGAAGCGCUAGUAACUUUAAUUAAAAAAUUGUGAUACAGUAUCUUCAUAUUUAGAUUGUACGUAGGUAUGUGUUAAUUAAGUACGGGUGGAGUAGCUAGGAGUUUACAGUGAGUGCUGGUUAAAAUAGGAUUAUCUUUAUGUUAGUGUAAGUUAGUUAUUUGCACAUUAAGUUAUCAGUAGUUACAUAUAAAGUGAACAAGAAAUCACUCCAAUGUCUUCCAAGAUUACGUAAGACGGGCAGAACGUUGAGGUGUCACGUCUCCUAAGUUUGUUAAGGUAUUGAGUUUAUAUUUUUAUAGUUUUCGUACUUCUUGUUAUAUAUCACAUACACCUGAUUGUUCGUACAGAUUAUAAAUUUAAUUACUAUGUAGGAUCUGGUGUCGAUGUACAUAUUAGAUAAACCUGUAAAUAUAUUAUAUAGAUGUGCUGUAAGCAUGUGGUGCCAUAAGUUACACUACUAAACGAGUAUUUUAUUAAAGAUACAUAUAUUCAUUCAUAGGAUACAUAGAUAGAUACUUGGAUUUAUCUCGGAGACUUGAUACAAUACCUUGAAAUAUUUAAAUAACUGUAUUUGUUGAGUGAUACCCUUCAAUGCAAAAAUAUAGGUAUAUUUAAUUUGCACAAACUUGGUUGUGGAGUAGUCAUACCUAAUGUUUAGGUAUCGCAAUAGUAAAUACUGCGUCAGAUGAGAACAUACUGCCGAAUAGAAAUAUAUGCUUAAUAUAUAGCUUGUAUAUAAAAUUAUGUGGGAAAACAUACGCAUUACGAAGUUAGUCUUAUUAAUUGCUAUUUGGCUUUUGGACUGGCUUUUUUCGAAAUAGUGUAAGAAAUUUACUAUUUUUAUUAUGAAUUUAGAUUAUAAAAAUGUUAAGGAAAAUUGUAUUUUCCGAAGAUGCGAUUUAUAAAAACGGAUAAAAUGCUUUAGAGCUACUUAGCUCAAAUAGAUUUGUGAGCUUUGAGCGAUUUAUAAAAUAUACUUUAAUAAUAUUAUAAGGACCAAAAUUCUAAAAGUAAUUAUGACAGAACAUUUUCAUUACUUUGAUUUUUAUUGUGAUUUAUUAUAUUUAAGUGACAUAUUGGAUUAUAGUAGAAUUAAGUCGUUGAGAGUGUAAAUAUCUAAAGAAAAAGUAAUAAAAAAUUCCAAAAUAUAAACGAA
Messenger RNA from Spodoptera exigua (beet armyworm), 3534 nucleotides. Lineage: Eukaryota; Metazoa; Arthropoda; Insecta; Lepidoptera; Noctuidae. The record is from the annotation of a GenBank genome assembly.